Lachancea thermotolerans CBS 6340 is the source of this 594-nucleotide messenger RNA. RefSeq names its product DUF2406 domain-containing protein. NCBI's taxonomy places the organism in Eukaryota, Fungi, Ascomycota, Saccharomycetes, Saccharomycetales, Saccharomycetaceae. The coding region runs from base 1 to 594 and encodes 197 amino acids. The record is from RefSeq and is a predicted model, not a curated record. The transcript has a single exon.
AUGGGACUCUUCAGAAAGUCCAGCAACGCAUCCACGGGUGCUGGCCAUCUACACGCGCCAGACACGAAGCUUACCAAGGAAGACCGCGAGCACUUCAAGCUCAGAGCCUCCUCGGUGCACGACCCCGUUCUUGAGGCCGUGCAGGAGGCCCAGCCCUUCGAGCAGGCCGCGGACGUGUCGCAGGACGAUCCGAACCGCAAGUCGUACUAUUCCGGCGAUGGCCCCGACCAUCUAACGCGCGACGUCUUCGGGCAGCCCAUUCAGCAGCCCGACAUCUCGAACCCCAUGCGCGCGCGUGACGAGCGUCCGCUUGACACCAUUCGCGGAUUUGAGUACUCCAUUUCUGGCGACCCAUCCUGGGGUCAGCGUCUCGAGACGCACCAGUAUGGCUUCCGCGUAAGGCCCGACUUUCCACAGUUUGGCAACUCGGGCGACGCAAUGGCCGCCAGUGGCCCUGGCGGUAUGCCCUCCUCGCAAUUUAUGAUGCAGGAGCAAGCUAUCUACUCGGCGCCGGCGCCGGGCUCCGCUUUGAAUCCUUCCAAAAAGAAGAAGAAGCGUGGCCUGUUUGGCCGCAAGAAAGACACCGCUGAAUAG